AUGGAUAUUCAACACCAAUUUCCUACUGUGUACUGGGUUUGGGCAGGAGGCAUCUCAUUUGUCUACGAGGUCCAUCCUCUCAUCGUGGUCAAGGUCCCCAAGUCCGGCCCAGAAGAGAGAGAGUCAUUCCGUAAAGAACUCAAGAUCUAUGAGAUUCUAUCUCGGCAUCCGCCCUGCCCCUCUCUAGUGCAAUGUUUCUACCAUACAACAGACGGAAUCUUCCUUGAGUACAUGAGAGGUGUGACGCCCUAUUUUGAUCCCCUACUAUCUCUAGGGAUGAACGAUCUCGCUCAAGGCGUUACUUUCCUCGGAUCGCUCAACCUCGCCCACGGCGACCUUAACGAGACAGACCACGGAAUGCCUGGAUCUGCCGGCCUUCUAGGUCCUCGAACAGAGCAGUUCGCCCUCGGUUCGUUGUACUACUUGAUCCACUACGGCUUUGAGCUUUAUGACGACCAGUGUCUUGUGGAUGAUCCUUACGAGCAUGGACCUGAGGUCCUGGACUUAUUACAGAACAUGGUGUUCCCGAAGCUCGAUGGUGAUCCGCUUAUUGACAAUAUCAUCGACAAAUGCUGGCAUAACCAAUAUCUUACGCUUCCAGAUUUGGCUACUCACACAGAGACGUUGCUUAAGGAGCCACGAGGCGCAGCACUGAAUCAGGAAGAAGCCUCCACUCCGGGAUGGCGCACAACUAUAGACAGAACAAUGUGUCCGUCAUGGUCCAGCGUCGGGACUCGACGGCAGGAUAACGGGGAAGUAAACAAGUGUGACGACUAUGACAAGGUGAAUCAGAAGCACUCUGGUGAGCAUGGAAAUGUUCUUUCCAAAGAGGAAUUCUGCCGGGAUUUGGAGAAGCGUGGACUUCUUCGUCUGCUUACUUCGGAUAAACCCACGGAGCUUGGAUUCAAAAUGGAGCACAGGCAUGUGUUAUCGACUACUCCGGCGAUCUGA
This is a messenger RNA of Penicillium verhagenii, 951 nucleotides long. RefSeq names its product serine/threonine protein kinase. The transcript is spliced from 3 exons. The record is from RefSeq and is a predicted model, not a curated record. Lineage: Eukaryota; Fungi; Ascomycota; Eurotiomycetes; Eurotiales; Aspergillaceae. The coding region runs from base 1 to 951 and encodes 316 amino acids.